Cladophialophora yegresii CBS 114405 is the source of this 813-nucleotide messenger RNA. RefSeq lists its product as uncharacterized. Lineage: Eukaryota; Fungi; Ascomycota; Eurotiomycetes; Chaetothyriales; Herpotrichiellaceae. The record is from RefSeq and is a predicted model, not a curated record. The transcript has a single exon. The coding region runs from base 1 to 813 and encodes 270 amino acids.
AUGGGCUACAAUAAUCACUACCGAUCGGUUUCGACCAACGAUGCGGCCUUUGCUGCGCUCCCUGAGAAAGGCCCGGUGAGAGCCGGUUGGGGUAAACAGUCCAUCUUCCUGUCAAUCGCGACGGGCACGCUUUUCAUUGCCAUCGUGGCCGCCGUCCUCUCCAUGAUCUCAUCCGUCUUCGUUUCUCACGACACCUCCUCCCAAGCAGUCGCCAGCUCGACCGCCAGUGCCGCCGCCGUUGUCGCCAGCACAUCUCUUACCUCAGCGACCCCCGUUGCGACUCCCAUUGUCGACGACGAUUCAUUAAAGACCGUCGAGGACUCGAAAACGCCUGAGGCCCCGAUACAGAAUUGCGGAAAUACCCCCGAUGAAGCAAGAGCAAAUGGCUGCGUCUUUGAUGUCAUGAUGCAACUCUGGACGCCUGCCGACUGUUUCGACGAAGUCCUGUCAAACCGGUUCCUCGAGGUCGGCAACUGGACCUGGUAUGCCGAUCCCGGCGCCAGUCACAUUUACACCCUGGAGGAAAUGAGAAAGGGCGAACACGACGCGGUCUACGUCGCGCAGGACUAUCACGUCACCCAUUGCAUUUACGCGUGGGAGAAGCUGGUCCGUGCCAUGCGCAACCAGGAACCGCUCAUCACCGAACUCAUCUCCUACGACCAUGUCAUCCACUGCCGCCACAAGACUCUCCAGAGACAAGACGGAGGCGCCUCAAUCCGUGGCGUCCGCGCACCAACUGGAUGGACACAAUGCGCCCCAUACGCCACAUGGAUCAAUCACCUGCCUCCCAACGAGCAUUCUUCAGUCGACUGA